Molecule: messenger RNA, 651 nt
Organism: Haliaeetus leucocephalus (bald eagle)
Lineage: Eukaryota; Metazoa; Chordata; Aves; Accipitriformes; Accipitridae
Gene: UPK3A
Product: uroplakin 3A
Exons: 5
Coding region: 1-651 (216 amino acids)
Source: RefSeq, a predicted model, not a curated record
AUGUGCAGCUCUUGGGUUGUAUUAGCCUUUUGCUGCUUGGGACAGCUGCGUGCAGAUCAAAGCCUGAAGCCUCAGAUUGCAGCCCCUCAGCUUGCUACAAACAAUCCCACUCUUACUACAGUUGCUCUAGAAAAACCUUUCUGUAUGUUUGACAGCUCACUGCAUCCAAAUAAAUCUUACGUAAUCUACUUGUAUGCAAUGAAGGAAACAGCAAGUGCAAUAAGCUCCCUGGUGACCGACAACAGCGGCAAACCACUCGACAGCACCUUCCAUCAAACAAGUGGCGGGCAGCUUGGACCUUACAAAGCUGCCUUGUUUGAUGUACCCAAUUGUGCAUCACCUCCCAAACUUGCUGAUGUAGGAGAUGUCAACAAAGUUUCUGAUGUCCUGAAACAAUACCUCUUCAGAGUCGGGGAUGAUGGGACCUGUUUGUAUGACCCAAACUUCCUAGCUGUCUGUAACCCACCUCUUGCACCAGAUACAACAUACAGGUUUAAAUAUGUGUUGCUAGAUAGCACUGAAGGUAUCAUGAAAGCCCAAACUCUCUGGUCUGAUCCAAUCAAAACCAGAAGAGGGGAUCAAAAGAUUCUUCUGCAGAGACAAGGUGCAUGUCUCAGACUAUCCAACAAAGUGAACCGAGACCGCAGUUAA